AUGAAAUUUCCUCGUAAAAACAAAAAAACGACAUCAAACGACUUUACUGGGAAGACACCCAUAAUGCAGGUGGCCCCAGUAGUGAGAAAAAGCGCCAGGUGCAGCCAGUGCGCAAAACAAAAGCGCAAGUUCGAAGAGCUUGCGGACAAAGUUGACCACCUUGAGGAAGUGGUCAACGAACGAAAGGCAGAGGAAGAAAGGGUAUACAGAUAUGAUACCUGGCCGACGGAGAAGCUCGCUAGUUUUGUAGAGGAUGUUGCUAGACGUCUACAAAACAUGGAUAGCGGAACCGAAAAAUAA
Paraglomus occultum is the source of this 300-nucleotide messenger RNA. The record is from the annotation of a GenBank genome assembly. NCBI's taxonomy places the organism in Eukaryota, Fungi, Glomeromycota, Glomeromycetes, Paraglomerales, Paraglomeraceae.